GUCGCUCGUUUGACCGCCGGCUUUUGAGGCAGAUUGGGUCUAGCCCAUUUGCCGUCGUGCUAUCAUUUUCGCUUCCCCAGCUCUCCGCAAAUCCCCGUGUUUCUUUAGUCGAGACUUCACUUCCUGCAAGCGUCCUAGUUGGAAGUCCGUGUGCGCGUCGAAAUUCAUCAUCGAAUCGAACAAUCCCAGCCAGGUCCAGCUCUGACGGCGUGCAACAGGAAGCGACGAGAAAACCAUGGGGCGCGAUUGCUGAUAUACUGCCUCCCAAAGACAAAACCGCAAACUGGAUUUGAGUCUGUCAUACGCUCUCUAAACACCACACCAGCCCUGUAUACACACCUACGGGAAAGCGCGGUUGAGUGCUGCAACGAUGUCUAGCACAUGCAUCUCACUCUCGGGUUCGACCCAAUGCCCUGCGUUCAAUACCUCCUCUAUAUCAACCAACUCAAGUCUCUAUACGGAUUUUCCAUUCAUGCAAUAUGUCUCCAACUUAACGCAGUUCGACCAGGAGCUGAAUACCUAUGUCAUGCAGUCUUUUGUGAAGUCAAAAUACGUGGAUUAUCUAGGAUGCGAAGGUGCCAACCUCACUGACACUAGCGACUUUUAUGCCCGCUACACCACAAGUGUGAUCUGCAGUAGCUUGGUCCAAAGCUCAAAAGACGACUGCAAUCUCUCUGUUCAGGAUUCGAGACCGCUUUGCGCUGACGCCUGCGCUCAGAUGGCUGAAAGCGAAGAGGCCAUAAUCACCGACUCCGACCUUUGUCCUGAAAGGGCUGACGACUACAUGGCCCAGAUUCGGUCCGACUUCACCAUUUGCGCUCUUCCUGCUGACUCAAUCACUGUGAGCUGCGUCGCCGGAGCUGACAAUGAGCCGGAAAACUGUGGAUUUCGGUCCAAUCUUUUUGGGCUGUGUGCGCAUUGCAAAACGAGCUCGACCAACACCACCGACUCCUGCUGCGAAAGCGCAGGAGCAGCUACCCGAUGCUCGAAUGUAACCGUUCCCUCUUCAACGAUAACACCGAUUUUUACGUCGACGUCAACAUCAAAUUCAACAGCUGGUGCUUCGGAUGGCUUAUCUGGUGGAGAGAUUGCAGGUAUUGUGAUAGGAUCCGUGGCGGGGCUUGCUUUACUGGCUGCCCUCGCCCUACUCGCUUUCAUCUGCUUGCGCCGCAAGCGCAAAGCGCGUGAUGAAAGUGGCCUCAACCAGCCGAACCCACAACGGAAGGGGUCUCCAUCAAUGCAACAGGCCCAGGUAAACAAUGGCUAUGCUGCCAUUCCUGGAGGACGAGUCGCUCGAAUGUCUGCUUUGCGCGAGGUGCCCAAUUUAUCACCGGCACGAUCCCGUCUUUCGGCCGCCUUAUUCGGGGGCGGAAAGUACAGCGACUCUUCCGACUCAGAGUAUGGUGCAAGCCCGGGUGCUAUGUCCAAGAAAAUACCCCCAACAACUGGCAAGCGUCACGGCUCGCUAUCUAGCAACUCAGCCUUGGCUGGUAUGGGCACUGAUAGCUCACCGCGCUCAAUGGGAGCCGGUCACUACUCGUCACCUGAAGGCGUGACAAGCGGACAGUCGGAGCAAUUGUCUUCUUUCCAGGACUAUUAUUCGCCGGAUGAGAUACAUCCCGGUGAUAAGGUGGCCGUACUAUGGGCAUAUCAACCUCGAGCAGGAGAUGAAUUCGCACUGGACCGAGGCGAGAUGCUGAAGGUGAUCGGUAUAUGGGAUGACGGAUGGGCUACCGGCGUUCGCAUUCCCGAGAGCGUCGAUGACCAUGACGCUAGACACCAUGAGCAGCGCGAUAGCGGUGUCUCGAAUGGCUCACAACGGCCGGCCCCUUCUCCGCCUCCGCUAGGAGAGAUCAAGGCAUUUCCACUCGUCUGCGUAUGCCUUCCGCAACAUUGGCGCAAAAUCAUCGACGGCGGCCACGCGGAAGAGGAUUGAUGAGACUUCAAAGCUAUUAUCCUGGUCCAGGUGCGCAGCCUUAUAGGCCUGUGUUACUUCUAGCUUGGUCUUCCGUGCGCGCUUGAUUUGAGAUUGCUGUUUACAGAGCGUUUUCUGCAAUUAGCCCGGCUUUCCCAAACCGAGAGCCACGGACUUGACAGCUACUUUCAAACAUGGCUUAUCGCUUCAAAUCUCGGGCAUUCUUCAUGAUGAUUCGAUCCGCAGUCUUAUUCUUCCCAGGCCUUGCUGGAUCGCACUGUCAAGUUGACGACGUUUCAUGAGACGAUCUGAUUUUUAUGCCCUUUUAAAUACUUUCUUUUCGAUCUUCAUAUUCUUAUAUACCCAGUUGUCAAGCGUGUGGUGCAGUUCUUGUAUCUAGGCACGAUUUGCAUAUUUCUACUUCAGCGUCUCGAGCGUGGACAAUAAUGUCCUUACGCACU
This is a messenger RNA of Aspergillus brunneoviolaceus CBS 621.78, 2376 nucleotides long. Its product is annotated as SH3 domain protein. The transcript is spliced from 4 exons. Gene Ontology annotation, molecular function: protein binding. NCBI's taxonomy places the organism in Eukaryota, Fungi, Ascomycota, Eurotiomycetes, Eurotiales, Aspergillaceae. The record is from RefSeq and is a predicted model, not a curated record. The coding region runs from base 371 to 1936 and encodes 521 amino acids.